AUGGCAUUAAUUACACAAUUCGACGAUUUACCGGAUCUAUUCUUUAUUGAUCUGUUUAAUUAUUUAUCUUCAAUCGAUAUUCUUUGGGCAUUUACCAAUUUAAAUAAUCGUAUUCAAACAAUAAUCAAUGAACGAGGUUUCUUUCGUCACAUCAAUUUAUCAUCAGCACGUCUGUCAAAAUUUGAUACACUUCUUACUAUACUUCCAUUGAAUCAAAUUCAAACACUCAUCAUUGACAUAGAAGCAUCGCCUCUUCAACUUUCUCGCUGGCCUUAUUUGCCUCAUUUGAUUACAUUACGAUUAUAUGGUUUACGUGACUUUAUAGAUGCUACCAAUUUUAUCCUUCGGCAUUUAACUUCACUCAUACAUCUUACAUUGGAAACAAACGAUUUAUUUAUGUCGACGGGCUUUACGGGUUAUAUUUUGCACCCUAGAGGACGUCUUCCAACACUUGUGAAAAAUGUUUUGCCACAUUUGAGUGCACUUCAGUCGCUCGAUUUGGGUCAAGAUGUUGGAUUCGGUCUCACGAAUUGGUACAUCACUACAAUACAAAGCUCUCUCAAUUAUCUUCGUGUAUCCAUGGAAGACAUACCACAUUUAUGUCAUGUUAUGUCAAGAGAGACACUUUCAACUACAUUAGAACAAUUGCAUGUAACAAUGCGUAGUCUACAUGCGAGAAGUAAAAAUAGUUUACCUAAAGGAUUAGUGUUGUCUAAAAUGAUCAAUUUGCAUACAUUCACUUUGGUGCAAUCGAUAUUUUCCUAUAAUAGAAUUGAAUGGUCAACUAUUGAAUCACUCACAGCUUCAAAUGUAAUGCCCGUACUUCGACGAAUGAAUUUGGCUAUUUUCAUUACUGUCGAUCAUUUAAAUUGUAUCAAUAGAUCAUCACUUUUCAUUGAUGAUCGUCAAAUCGAUGUUCAAUUCGCUUUCAUUAUAGACGAUAUUUCUCUAGGUAUUCAACUAAGUCAUCAUGUGCCACAUGGCAGUCGUUUUCAUCCACGGCAAAUAGUUGGUGUAACCUGUGUUCUAAGUUACUUAUCUCGAAAGUAUCAAGAAUUGACAAAUAUCAAUUGCUAUUUCAAUAAUUAUUCAUUGGCUUAUGAUGUUUGGUACACAUUACCAUGGGCAUUUGAACAAUUCUUCGACUCGAUUGAACCAAUUCAAUAUAUAACUAAAGUAGAAGUAUUAGCUCUACCUUCAUCGUACUCAUCCAUUAUUAGUUCAUCUCGAUUUCGUACACUUAGUAUAUCACAAAAUGACUCAUUACCAUCGAUUAUUUCAAUGCCUCAUGUUGUGCAAUUAAAUCAUGUUAACACAGUUCAUUUAUCAUUUCAUGAUUGGCCAACUGGUUUAAAUCUUCUUGCUCUUCGUCAUGUUACAUUAACAAAUAAUCUCAUUGCAUUGAAAAGCUUCUCUUCAUUUCCACCUAAUAUUCGUUCUAUUCAAAUUCUACUUCAUGCUGAUAAGCCGAACUUCGACUCAAGCAAUUGGUCUAUAUUGCGUUCACUUUCAGCCUUAACGAUGCUCNGAUGA
This is a messenger RNA of Rotaria sp. Silwood2, 1533 nucleotides long. The record is from the annotation of a GenBank genome assembly. Lineage: Eukaryota; Metazoa; Rotifera; Eurotatoria; Philodinida; Philodinidae.